Molecule: messenger RNA, 2986 nt
Organism: Etheostoma spectabile (orangethroat darter)
Lineage: Eukaryota; Metazoa; Chordata; Actinopteri; Perciformes; Percidae
Gene: kmt5aa
Product: lysine methyltransferase 5Aa
Biological process (GO): regulation of DNA damage response, signal transduction by p53 class mediator; regulation of transcription by RNA polymerase II
Cellular component (GO): nucleus; polytene chromosome
Molecular function (GO): histone H4K20 methyltransferase activity; protein binding; transcription regulator activity
Source: RefSeq, a predicted model, not a curated record
CUGACAGUUUUUUUUUGUGUCAUUGUCAUGUCCAUUUGUUUGUUGUUAGUUUUGUGUUUAAAAAAAGGGGGAAAACGUGAAUACACUCAUUUCCUAAUAAGGGGAAGAGCACUUCCGCGCUCGGCCUGCAGGGGGCGCCAUUGUCUCGUCUCCGUCUUGCUCAUUUACACGAAGAAAGAUGGCGGCGAGGAGCUGUGGAGGCUGCGUCGGUUGAGCUGCUGGCAGUCUGAACAACAGCAGAGGGGCACACAGUCGCCCUGGACCGGGGCCGGAGGGUACGGAGGGCACCGCCGUACGAGCAGGCCGAGGAUAACCUCCGAACCGGCGGACACUUCGCUUCACGUCCUCGAACCGAGCCGUGCCGUGCCGAGCCGAGCCGAGCGGAGCCACGAAAACAAGUCGGACAUGAACGGGGAGAUUGUAUGCAAUAGCCAUUCAGUCACUGUCUUAAGCUGCACAAACUGCAUAUCACCAGUUCACGAUGAAAUCAAGCUGACACAGCAGGGAAGGUGCUCUCCAAUAUGCUUCCAGCAAAUUAAUGCUCCGCGGCAGGGAGAGGGCAGGAGAACAAACCCCAUCAGCACUACAGCAAAACACUCCAAGACUCACUUCCCGGAGAUGGAGAGCAGCUACAGCCAGUGUUCACCCUGCUGGUCAGAUGAACAGCCGUCGCCUCCGCAGCUCCACUGCGCUCAGAACUGCCUUCGCCCCCCCACCGAACUCCCCCUGCGCGACAGCCUGUCUCACGCUCCGCUCCUCGCCAACAACAACGGCAGCUCUCGUCUCAGCCACCAGAGGAGGGGCGUCCGCCUCAAACCCAAAGGAAAGAAAUCCACGCUAAGACCUGCAGGCGGAAAAAACUCCCAAAACCGGAAAGUUACCGACUACUAUCCAAUAAGAAGAAGCUCAAGAAAAAGUAAAACAGAGAUUGAGUGUGAAGAAAAGAAGCUCAUAGAUGAUCUCAUCACAAAAGGAAUAGAAGAAGGAAUGGAGGUGCGGCACAUAGAAGGAAAGGGAAGAGCCGUGUUCGCCACGCGGUGUUUCCAGAAAGGCGAGUACGUGGUGGAGUACCACGGAGACCUGCUGCAGAUCACCGACGCCAAAAAGAGGGAGGCCGAAUACGCUCAGAACCCUGCCACUGGCUGCUACAUGUACUACUUCCAGCACCUCUGCAAAACCUACUGCGUGGACGCAACAAAAGAGACUGGUCGCAUGGGAAGGCUGAUAAAUCACAGUAAAAACGGAAACUGCCAAACCAAACUCCACGACAUCAGCGGGGUCCCUCACCUCAUCCUCGUGGCCUCUCGCGACGUCGACGAGGGCGAGGAGUUGCUCUACGACUACGGGGACCGCAGCAAAGCCUCCAUCGCAGCCCACCCGUGGCUCAAAUACUGAUCCUCCAGGAGGAGGAGGAAGAAGAAGAAGAAGAAAGGAAAAAAACAAGGGAAACGUCUCAGAGUAACACACGUGUUCCUCAUUCGCUAGUGUACAAAAUGCCUUAGAAACAGAAUGUGUACCUUUUUUCUUUUUUUUUUUUUUUUUUGUUCCGGUUUCGAGGAAGUAGGAUGAGGGAAAUGUGUUCUGGGGUGAGGGGGGGUUGUUGGGGGUACUUUUCGAUUAAUUUCUACCUGCCUCGUCAGAGGACAUACGUGCUUUUAUUUAUGUGUGUAUAUGAAACAUUCUGGUUGUUUUGCAGCACAUUUGUUUUGUACAUUUUGUAUUCCCUGUAGACCAGUGCUUCUACCAGCAUGCAGGUAGUAGUUAAUGCUCUGCAUUUUUAUACGUUUUUCUUAAUUAGUAGUAGUUAAAAAAACAACAACAACAACUUAGCAAUACUUUAAAGGCCCCAGAGCCCUUUAACUUGGAUCAGCAAGAUCUAUGAGAUGCAAACAAUGUGUUCUGUCCGAGUGGAAGUGGAUUUCAACCGUCAGAAGUCACACAACCUACCGUGGAUUAGUGGAAGAUAGCGGUUUACCAAAACUCACGGUUCAGUUGGCAUUUUUGGGUCUUAAUUACAAAGAAGACGUGAUGUGACACUGGAUCAAAGUAUUCGUGUUGUACAGACUUUAAGGAUUAGAUAGAAAUACAGAAAAUAGUCUGUAGUUUUUCCUCUUUUUUUUCACGCUUUAUUUUUUAACCUAUAUUGUAUUUUUUUAAUACUUAACAUGCGCAACACACUCAAAUUAUCAUGUAGUGAAGUUUGUUGCAAAUACUUACAGUAUAUUCUGCUGUGUCUCUAAAUACAAAUAUACCGGUGUAUGGAAGUUUCUUAGGUAAAUAUUUACUAAUAUAAAUAGAGUCAAAUAAUUAAAAGACGGUUUCAAUUUCUCCCUGACUGGCUGACAUGAUUAUCUAGUCUUUAAAUUUCACUUUAAAUUGCAGUUCUUCACUGUCUCUGUACCACAGCACUAUGUACAUAUAUUUAUUGGUUUGCUGUUGCAAAAUCAAGGGUGGUUUAAAGGAAAAGGUUUGACAUUUGGGGAUUUUUUUCUUUUCCUCCACAUUCUUGCAAAGAGCAAAGUAAUUUUUUAAAGACAAAAGUCAAAGUUCUCUGAUUCCAGCUUGUUAAAUGUGAAUAUUUUCUAGUUUCUUCUCUCCUCUGUGACAGUAUAGUGAAUAUCUUUGAGCUGUGGACAGAAUGAGACAUUUGAGGACGUUAUAUUGGGCUUUUGCACCAGUUUGACAUUUUAUAGACCAAACAAUUGGGAAAUUAAUCAGAUUAAUCAACUAUGAAAAUAAUCGUUAGUUUUAGCCCUACCGCUACCACACACAUGCCGACGUGACGCACACACCCGCGCACAAGUAAAAGCAUCCGGCCACUUACGUAGGCUACGGAAAAAGCUCUGCGUGGAGCCUUCGCUCUAGUAGGAAAAGAGGAAAACUAAAAAGUUCGGUCCACAAAUCCAAGCUUAAAGGAAAACUGUCGCCACUUCUAUGAACAUAUGUAAAUUUUAAUCAGAAAGCUAUGACCAAAUUAUUUGAUUUG